AUGUCGUUCGUUAUCGCUCGCAGAGCGCCCGCGCUGCUGACGGAGCGUCGCAUCGAACGGUGGGGGCCGUCGCGGCGGCGCAACCUCGCCUCGGGGCGCGUCGGCGGCUCCGCCGCAUCCUCGCCCCUCCCACGCGCGCGAAGCAGCGCGCUGAGCGAGCUGGCGGACCGAAGCACCGACGGGUGGGACCCCCCUAGCAGCGCGCGGCGGCUCUCGAGCGCGGCGCGGUAG
Emiliania huxleyi CCMP1516 is the source of this 231-nucleotide messenger RNA. RefSeq lists its product as hypothetical. Bases 1 to 231 code for a protein of 76 amino acids. The record is from RefSeq and is a predicted model, not a curated record. The transcript is spliced from 2 exons. Lineage: Eukaryota; Haptophyta; Isochrysidales; Noelaerhabdaceae.